Triticum urartu is the source of this 684-nucleotide messenger RNA. RefSeq lists its product as uncharacterized. Gene Ontology annotation, biological process: nucleobase-containing compound metabolic process. Lineage: Eukaryota; Viridiplantae; Streptophyta; Magnoliopsida; Poales; Poaceae. The record is from RefSeq and is a predicted model, not a curated record. Gene Ontology annotation, cellular component: nucleus; cytoplasm. Gene Ontology annotation, molecular function: 3'-5' exonuclease activity; nucleic acid binding.
AUGGCGCGUCAGCCGCCCAAGGAUGAAAGGCCGUACUACUUCGACUCCCAAGGCAUCGACAUCAAAGCGACCGUCACCGUCCGAGCAGCCACGGUGGAGGCGUGGAUAUCGCGCGUGUGGGCGACCUACCUCCGGGCCGCCGAGAAGAAGCUCGUCGGCCUAGACACCGAGUUCACCAACGCCGUCUUCGGGAAGAGGCAGAAGGACCUGCCAAAGGAAGAGAGGCAACGCGCCGCCGUGCUUCAGCUCUGCGUCGCCAACGAGUGCCUGGUGUACCACAUCGUGCACGCGGGGCACGUACCGGCAAUGCUCAGGAGGUUUCUCGCCGACAAGGACAUCGUCUUCUGCGGAGCCGGGAUCAGCCAGGACCAGGAGAUGCUGGCCUACUACGGGCUGAAAAUCGCGUCUUCCAUGGACCUGCAGCAGCGUGUUGAGAUUCCAAAGAACGUCUGCAGCAAGCCUACACCGUCGUUGAUUGAUUUGGCAAACUACCUGCUGGGAACGAAGCUCAGCAAGGACGGGGAGUGCGAGAAGUUAAGGAGGUCGGGAUGGGGUGUGUUCCCGUUGACCCUUGAACGGAUCAGAUAUGCCGCGGUUGACGCUCGGCUCAGCUUCGAGGUCGCUAGGGGGCACUUCCGAUCUGCUUGCUACGAUCGCCCUGGCGACCGCUUCAAUUUAGCGUGA